Messenger RNA from Paramuricea clavata, 477 nucleotides. The record is from the annotation of a GenBank genome assembly. Lineage: Eukaryota; Metazoa; Cnidaria; Anthozoa; Malacalcyonacea; Plexauridae.
AUGCGAACCAAUGUUAAAGAGAUGAUUAGUAUUAGCCGAGCAAAUUUCUUUGACUCCCUUGAAGAUAACUUUCUGUCAAACCCAAAGAGAUUCUGGUCGAUAUUUAAACUUAGCAGCAAAAAGUCUAGAAUUCCUGAAACCAUGUCACUUGGAAAGGAUGAUGGGUACAGUACUACAGUGCUCAGUCCCAAAUUCGCUCCGUAUCCACCCCUCCUACUAUCUCGCAAAUUUUUAAUUAAUGACUACUUUGCGUCUGUCUUCAACCGCACUGAAUUGGAAGAGCAUCUGUCCUCGCCUCUUCUUACGUCUAUAACUCCAGACCACGCUCUUUCUGAUAUUUCCUUAACAACCGAGGAAGUUCUAAAUAAACUUCUAGCUCUCGACCCCGACAAGGCCACACUCAAAGAGACUGCACAACAGAUUGCACCAUCACUGACCGAGCUUUUUAAUAUCACUCAGCUGUGGCGUUUUUUCUGA